AGCUCGCCUGAUUCACGUCGCGUAUUCGGCGCAAAUAACUGUAAAGCUAUUAUUAUUCGCCAAUAUUGGCGCGCCUUCGCGUACGAGUUCCAGAAUUUCAUAUUUGGCGACAGUAUAUUCGGAACAACUAGAAGUUGUAAAUAGCUUCGAAGUAAAACUAAAGCUCUGGAGUUUGAAAACUUUACUAAACUAAGUAGCUGCAUGCAUAGUCGACCAACAGUUCUGUUAAACAAACCAUUGCUGUUAAACUAACACCACGAGCAUGUCGCAACAGUGGCCCUCAAACUGUGCUAGGCUACUAGCUUACCUGGUGGCGACUACGCUCUUUGCCACUCACUUGGCCAACGCGUCCAGCCAGAUCGAUGUGGAUGCGGAUCUGAAGCACAUGCUAGGUCGUUGUCACAGGGUGGACGAGGAUUUCAACGAGUGCAUGCGGCAGGUAUUCAACGACCUGAGGGCCUACUUCACAACAGGUGUGCCCGACUACAACAUCAAGCCCUUUGACCCCCACCACUGUGGCUAUGUUGAACUGCGGCGGGGUGCUUCACAGGGUCUUGGCAGCUUUCGUCUGAUAUUGCGCAAUGUAUCCGAGUACGGAUGGGCGCGAUCCGAGGUGACCAAGUUCCAUGCCGAUCCAGAGGACCACCGCAUCGUCUACACACAGUAUUUCCCCGACAAAAGCUUGGAGGGGGAGUACGAGUUCGCCGCCAAGAUGCUGGGCACCGAGAUGAACAGAAGAGGCCACUGGAACCUAACCCUCUAUGAUUACAGUCAAACCACCAGCGUUCGACGCAUCGGAGGUCCGGGUUCGCUCAUCAAAGUCCACGUGGAGGUGGACCGCAUCGGCGGAAUGGAGCUGCAUAUUGAGAACUUGCUGCAGGGACAGCCCCUCAACCAACUAGCCGAUGGAGUCAUCAACAGCAUGUGGCAGCUGGGAUUGCCGUUCAUCAAGCCGAUGAUUAACGAGUUGGUCAGCACGGCAUUUACGGAUAUAUUCAACGAGUCCUUCCGACACUUUCCCCUCGAGAAGUUCCUCGCCGCGUGACCUCAUCUAAUUAACCAUAUCUGUAUCUGUUUUGUAGUAUUUUUAAUGGAACUUAUAACAAAGGCUAGUUAAUUAAACACUCAGACGACAUCUGCCAAAGCA
Messenger RNA from Drosophila yakuba, 1147 nucleotides. It is a transcript of the gene Jhbp16, whose product is annotated as circadian clock-controlled protein daywake. Bases 263 to 1045 code for a protein of 260 amino acids. The transcript is spliced from 4 exons. NCBI's taxonomy places the organism in Eukaryota, Metazoa, Arthropoda, Insecta, Diptera, Drosophilidae. The record is from RefSeq and is a predicted model, not a curated record.